GGCGGGCCGUGCAAAGAGGGACCUUUAUCUCGCUGUUUAGAUCCGGCGCUCGUUAUCGCUCGCACCGCCCUGCAGGGCAUGCCUCUAAUCCCUCCGCGUGCCGGUCAGCUGGCGGUACCGGCCGGCACGGUGGGCCCGGGUUCCAGCUGGUCCCGCUCCCGAGCCGGCCUUUCCUUGAGCUGCGGUCAGUUGUUGGUAAAGCUUUUUUAUUGUUUUUCCUCAGUGACAAUGGCAAGGAUUCGGAUUACUAGCGCAAUCGUUAUACUUUUUGUUAUGGUUCAGACUGGAUUCUUACUCUUCAUGUAUGCCCGGUACAGUAGCUUCAUGCCUCAAUCUGAGGAAAAACCAUCUCAAGUCCACAUCCUCAUUCUCUCCUCCUGGCGGUCAGGAUCUUCUUUUGUUGGUCAACUUUUCAGCCAGCACCCCAGCGUCUUCUACCUGAUGGAGCCUGCGUGGCACGUGUGGGUCACGAUGUACCAGAACAGUGCCAAAGUCUUGCACAUGGCAGUGCGGGACUUAGUCAGGUCUGUCUUUCUGUGUGACAUGUCUGUGUUUGAUGCCUACAUGCCUUGGAAAAGAAACUUAUCCGAUCUCUUUCAGUGGGCAGUGAGUCGGGCUCUAUGUUCAGCUCCUGCUUGUGACUCUUUUCAACGUACUGACAUAACCAGUGAAAUGGCGUGCAAGACUCUCUGUGGUCGGUACCCGUUCAGCAAAGUGGAGGAAGCUUGUAAAACCUACAGCCACAUUGUCAUCAAGGAGGUCCGGUUCUUUGACUUGAAGGUUCUCUACCCGCUUCUUACUGAUCCUUCCCUGAACCUCAAAAUUAUUCACUUGGUUCGUGACCCCAGGGCAGUUGUCAAGUCACGGGAACAAUCAGUCAAAGCAUUAGCCCGUGACAAUGGGAUUGUUUUGAGUACCAAUGGCACUAAAGUUGAAGACAGCAAAUAUAAAGUAAUGCAAGAAAUUUGUAGAAGUCACGUUCAGAUUUAUGAAACAGCUACUCUAAAACCCCCUAGUUUCCUUAAAGAUCGCUAUCUAAUGAUCCGUUUUGAAGAUCUGGUAAGAGAUCCUUUAUCAGAAAUCUCAGAAAUGUAUAAAUUUGCAGACCUUAGUUUGACCCCCACACUUAAAAGCUGGAUCUAUAAUAUCACACAUGGACAGGGACCAGGAAAAAAAAAAGAAGCCUUCAAAAUCACAUCCCGAGAUGCAGUUAAUGUUUCCCAGGCCUGGAGGAAUGUUCUUUCCUUCCAGAAAAUUAAGAAAGUACAGGAGGUUUGCAAAGGUGCUAUAAACAUGCUUGGUUAUCAGCUAGUGGAUUCAGAAAAAGAACAGAGAGAUCUGUCACUGGAUUUAGUGUUGCCAAGACGACAAAACCAAUUCAGUUGGUCAUCAUUUAAUCCAAAGAACUAAGACAUUACUCCAAGAGACUGGGGGUGGGGGGGACUAUUUAUAGUGCAGUGUAUAGGUAAUUUGAAAAUCCUUGUGCGCUGAAUUUAAUUAUCUUCCUGUCACCUGUUUUUCCAAACUAUGUUUUUUUCUGAGUUUCUUACACUACAAAACAAAACAAAAAAAGAAGUGCAACAAGAGAUUUGUCAGAUUACAGAUUUACAGCCCAGCUGUGCUGUUCUCAGCAUUGUUUUAAGAAUAUAAUUUAAAUACUUUCUAUUAAAAGAUGAAUUAUCAGAGAUGUCUUUUUUUUUCCUUCAUUGAUAAUAGUUCAAUUCUGUUUUCAUACUUUAAAUAUUUAAGAACCUCAGUUCCUAAUUUGUAUUAGAGGGACAAAGUAGAAACUUGUUUCCGCCAGUUCCAGAAUCAUGUGCCUUCUUUUGUUUUAAAGCUGUCUUCCAGUUGUGUAUUUUUUUAGACCUCUCUUGACAUUUUUAAUUUCAAUGUAAAAGUUCUCCAAGAGCUGGAAUAACUGCAGUAGUCAAAUUGUAAAAGGCUUAAACAGUAACUUCAUUUAUUGGUAGAUUUCUUAGUACUUUGGAAUGGCAGAUUUCUCAGUCAGACAUUUGAAUGUGACACUGGCAUAGAGUUCUAUCUUGGAGUGCAAAAAGUAAAGGAGAGGAAGAAACUUUGAGCGGAGUCACUGUGGAAGUAGCCUGUUAAUGUUGCCUUAGUGGUGUGUUCUAACGCUGUGACACAGAGUAGGCACAUGCUUCUCCCUGCAGUGCAACUCCCAUCAUUAACCCCUCUCUCUUCAGCACUACAGGUGGUUGCUAAUGAAGAUCACUGAGAAAUAUAAAGUGCUUUGGGAAUCUGCGUGUUGAUUGUACUGCUGUAUGAAAGUGAUCAAUGCAAACAAUUUUGAUAGCAGAAAUAAAGAUUGAUUUUAUACAAUA
Molecule: messenger RNA, 2342 nt
Organism: Dromaius novaehollandiae (emu)
Lineage: Eukaryota; Metazoa; Chordata; Aves; Casuariiformes; Dromaiidae
Product: carbohydrate sulfotransferase 5-like
Exons: 2
Coding region: 79-1410 (443 amino acids)
Biological process (GO): keratan sulfate proteoglycan biosynthetic process; N-acetylglucosamine metabolic process
Cellular component (GO): trans-Golgi network
Molecular function (GO): N-acetylglucosamine 6-O-sulfotransferase activity
Source: RefSeq, a predicted model, not a curated record